ACAUAAACCAAUAAAAAACCAAUAAUAUUUACUAUUAUUUCUAAACAUAAUAUUUACCUUAGGUAAAAAGAAGAAGGAAAAAAAAAACACAGACAUCGACCUUUCUUCUUCACGGGCAGCUAUGGCGAACGUCAUCUGUCUUUUCCCUCCGGCGUUCUCUCCGGCGUAAAAGCUUAAGCCCCGGCGAACCAUCUUCUCUGUUUCCUCUUCCAUUUUCUCUGUUUCUUCUUCCAUAUUUUCUCUUUUCUCGUUUCUGAUUGAAAAAAAUCACAAACCUCGUUUUUUCCUCCGACGAAGAAGGGUUGAUAAUUGGCGUCGGAACAAACAAAUCUUCGCCGAUUGUGACCUAUAUCCUGCUAUUCUUCCUCAAACACCAUUCAUCCUUUUCGAAAUUGAAGGAAUGGAAAUUGAGCUUCCUAAACGCAUAGCUGAAGCAGGGACUGAGCACCAUAUCGAUAAGAUUAACAACCAUUGCAGGCUGAGAGUUCUGAAGAUACUGAAGCAGGAACUUGAGGACGAGUACAAAGAUGUUUUGAAGGAUCCUGUAUUCGGUCCGAUUUUAGCUAUUAAUGAGCAUCAACUUGGAUACUCAGGGAAGGUUAUUCACAGCUUCGUAUGCAAAAUGCUAGACGUUUCCAAGCGUCACGAGUUAUGGUUUCAGUUUGCAAGGAAGCCUCUUCGGUUUUCCAUGCAAGAGUUCUAUGCUGUGACAGGUCUUAACUGUGUAGCAGAGAAGAACAUUGAUUUUGAGUCUUGGAGAAAUGAUAAGGGGUUUUGGGGCACUUUGCUGAAGCGAAAUGAAUCUGUAGACAUGCAGACGAUUAGGCUGAAGCUUAUUACGGAGUGCAAGAACUGGUCGCGUGUGGACAGGGUGAGGCUAGUCUACCUUUGUGUCAUUUGUUUUGUGAUGGCUAAGGAUGAGAAGAUUGAUAUCCCUCAAGAAUACAUAAGAUUAGUCAUGGAUUUUGAUAAAAUGAGGAAGUAUCCGUGGGGUCUUCAUGCUUACGAUAUGCUAGUGGAGUCCAUCCAGAAUGCAAGGUCCAAGUUGAAGAAAAACAGCUAUGUAUUAGAUGGAUUCUCCUAUGCUCUACAGAUUUGGCUUAUGGAGGCGAUCCCAGACAUUGGUACUUUGCUGGGUCAAAAAUACCAAGAAGGCAUAACCAGUGUGAGAUGUCGGAACUGGUAUGGACAUGGAAAGGUUUCUUAUCAUGAUAUCACUGCUCUAGAGGCUGCACUUGGACAGAGGGCGGUUGUGUUUCCAUUCAUAUCUGAAACCGGAAACAAUGAUGUCGUUGCUGAUGUGAAAUUCACAAGGAAGGAAUGGAAAACCCCAUUGACUUCAUUUAAGCCCAAGGAAACUGCACUGCCAUUUUUACGGGAUAUAGAAUUGCCUGAGGAUCGUGUAAAAGACAAAGAUUACUCUUUGGUUUUUGUCCCCGAAGAAUCUUGGGUCAAACUCGUUGAGUGGUCCGUAACGAACAAGGAACUUCAGAUUGGACCUUCUUUGUUUACAAAAGAGAUGUCAGCACGUAUUGUUGGACCUACGGAGUGGUUAAAGAACUUUAAAGUAACAAGAACUUUUCAGGAUAUUGAUGCCAUGUUAUUCUUAUUCCGGGAAAGGACAACAUUGGGUCGAUGGAAGGUAAACAAGGUGGCGUUCAUGUCGUGCCUAUUCAGUUCCCAACUCAAGUGUUCAUACUCCACUUUCAAAAACGACAAGAAUAAGUUUAAAGUAGAAGGAUUGCUACUCGAGUACGGGACAGGUCAACUUCCUCCUCAUGGAAAAACGGGACUAGUGUGGGAUGUGGACGUCAGCCGUAUGUAUGUUCCGGUUUUCGUCCAUGGUAACCACUGGAUUGCUCUCUGCGUUAAUUUUGUUACUCGAACGAUUGAAGUCUUCGAUUGUGCUGGUUUGAAAUACCAAAAAGAAGUGGAGCCGUUUGCGCAUCUUAUCCCUCGGAUUGUCAAAGCUGUCCACCCAGCUGAGAACAGGAAGCAUUUCAACGCUAGAGCAUAUAAAGUCGUCUACGUCCCAGUGCCAUUCUUAAAUGCAAGUAAUUGUGACUGCGGAAUUUAUGCACUGAAAUUCAUCGAGUGUCACGCUCUAGGCUUGGAUUAUACACUGGUGAACGAUGACAACAUCCGUGAAGCCAGGCAGAAGGUUGCAUAUGAUCUUUGGGAAGCUGCAAACGAUCCUGAGCUGAUGUUUCGAAUGUCAAAGUACUCACCUCCGAAGACAGUUACUUCUAAAGUUGUGGUGCUUCCUUAG
This is a messenger RNA of Raphanus sativus (radish), 2269 nucleotides long. RefSeq lists its product as uncharacterized. Gene Ontology annotation, biological process: protein desumoylation. The transcript has 5 exons. Gene Ontology annotation, cellular component: nucleus. Bases 401 to 2269 code for a protein of 622 amino acids. NCBI's taxonomy places the organism in Eukaryota, Viridiplantae, Streptophyta, Magnoliopsida, Brassicales, Brassicaceae. The record is from RefSeq and is a predicted model, not a curated record. Gene Ontology annotation, molecular function: deSUMOylase activity.